AUGCAGAAGCUGGCGCAGACAAACCUCCAUGCCAAGAAGGUUAAUGAGCUCAUGAACCAAGUUGUCCUUGUGACUAGUGAAGUUUUGAGAGAACAGCUGGAUCCUGGUCCGCCCAGAGCCCUCCAGUCACACGGGGAGAACGCUGGAUUAGAUUGCUCGGAUGUUAAAGAUACCAUUGGCUCCAUCACCAAAACACCAAGUGGCUUAUAUGUAAUCUACCCAGAAGGUUCUAGUUACCCAUUUGAGGCAUACUACUCAAAUAUUUUUGCCCGCGAGGCCUUCGGGGGCUUCCGGAAAGGAGAUAACCAGAACGCAGUGCUUAGCACCUCGGGUGUUGACAGUGACGGGCGGGGCCCGGCGUGCCUGCUCCAGGGUCGGUCCGUGAAGAGUUGGUGUCGUCUUAGUAACAACACUGGCUGGGGGUUCAACCAGGGUGGCGGUGCAGACCUGAACGGCGUCCAGGCCUCGCCCGGGAAAGCCACCCCAACUGGCAUCCGGUGGGCCACGCGGACCAGAGCCAACUCCACCAUCAAGAUGAAGUCUGUCUCCGUGAAGAUCAGAAGGACCUACAGUCCCUCUUUUCAGUAGCCUCAUCUUAGUGUCGUGCUGGUUCCAAAAUUGUUUUUGAUAAUAUAUUAAAGAUUUUACAUGGGUUCCCUUUUGUGAAUUUAGGGUUUUAUAGAUAUUAGCCAAGAAUGUGACUAUCAAUGAUAUUUUGGUAUUAUGAAUCUAGAGA
Perognathus longimembris pacificus (Pacific pocket mouse) is the source of this 736-nucleotide messenger RNA. RefSeq names its product angiopoietin like 5 (gene Angptl5). Lineage: Eukaryota; Metazoa; Chordata; Mammalia; Rodentia; Heteromyidae. The record is from RefSeq and is a predicted model, not a curated record.